Nezara viridula (southern green stink bug) is the source of this 369-nucleotide messenger RNA. The record is from the annotation of a GenBank genome assembly. Lineage: Eukaryota; Metazoa; Arthropoda; Insecta; Hemiptera; Pentatomidae.
AUGGAACUAAAGAGUCGACUCCAAUUACCUAAGACUGGGCGAAAGACAGCGGACCCUGAAGAGGAUAACAAAUGGUAUAGCCGACCCCUGGAGGAUCAAAUAGUGAAUGGAAAGCAAUUCAAUCCACCUGUUGAGUUUGGAGUAGCGGUACUUGAGAAGUCUAUUAUUAUACCGCCGUGUGGAGUUUACGGCCUACAUAAUGCCAUCACUUUCAACCGCGUCCCCGUAUCCACAUCGGAUAAAGACAAGCAAAUGCUUUUAUCUCUCAUGGUCCAAGAAGAGGAGAGUUAUUCGGCUAACGCAUGGAUUUCAAAGAGGCUUUCGAUUAGGUCGACUGCCCGAAUUUUUAUAUAUUGGAAUAAAGCGUAA